AACUGCGUUUAGCUUGCCUGGGGAAAAAGAUGAGGAAGAAGACAGCACUGACGUAUGUUGGAAACAAACCAGGAAAAAGUGUGAGCUGAAAGACAAUCCAGGGAGAGCAGCAGCUGUCACGGAGAUAUAAAUCCAGCCUGACACCCAUCUCUAUGCCACCAUGUUGUCCGAGGGCGGCUCUUUCAUCAAGGGGGUGGUUUUGGGAGGCCUCUUCUGCUUGGUGGUGUCCCUCCUGAGUAGUUUCAGCUCCGUUACAGAGUCAAACACAGACGACCACCACCAUCAUCACGUCAAGGCUGCAAGUAAAGACGAGCUUAAGCAUUUCUCUGACGGUCAGCUGCUGGAGUUGAACAAUCGCAUUCAGGUCUAUUGCAUUAUCAUGGUUCAGCCCAAAAACCUGGUUUACUGGGCUACUACUCUGGACACCUGGAGUAAACACUGUGACAAGCCUGUUUUUUACACUUCAGAGGCCUCAAAGGCACUCGAAGCGAUUGACCUGAAUGAAAAGGAUGACUGGAGCAGGCUGCGUAAAGCUCUGAUGCACGCUUACAAGAAUGCAGGGGACCUACGCUGGUUCUUUUUGGCACAGCCGACUACAUUUGCCAUCAUUGAGAAUCUGAAGUAUCUUGUGCUUACAAAGGAUCCAGAGGAACCGUUCUACCUGGGCAGGGCUGUGAAGUCUGGGGAGCUUGAAUAUGUGGAGUACGAUGGUGGAAUUGUUCUAAGCUAUGAAGCUCUGAAAAGGCUGGUGCAGGUGUUCCAGGAUGAGGAGAAAUGUCCGGAAAAGGGACGUGCUUUGUGGAAGCUGAGUGAAGACAAGCAGCUGGCCGUAUGUCUUAAAUAUACAGGCGUGUUUGCUGAGAACGGAGAAGACGCCAAUGGAAAGGGCCUGUUCAAUACUAAGAGUGUGGACAGCUUGAUACAGGACAGCAUGAGGGACAAUCCCACAGAUGUCGUUGAGGGCUGCUGCUCCGACUUGGCUGUCACGUUUAAUGGGAUGUCCCCAAAUCAAAUGCAGGUCAUGAUGUUUGGAGUUUACAGACUUCGACCUUACGGGCACGACUUCCAUGACUUAUUAACAUUUUACCCCCCUGAAGGUUCAGACAAUGACUAGCUGUGUUAAUUCAAGCCAGGUGUGGCAUUUAAAUUUUUUGCUUCUAUGAUGGCAAACUUUACUUUGGGGGUAAUUUUUUUUUCCUAAUGUUGUUCGUAAAACUGGAUUUGAGCAGAAAUAAUGCUUGGAUGUAUAUUUGUACCUUUUGCACUUGACAUAACCAGCACCGGAUUGUUUGUGCUGCUGAUGGGUAAACUGUAGUUUGGUGUCCAGACAGAGCUAGGAAACGGGCUACUCUUGUGACAUGAGACCCGUAUUGAUUCAGGUUUGGUGACGGAGGUUUUUUUAAUAUUCUAAAUGUGUUUUUGUGGUCCUAAAGCUACAAGAAUUGUGUUAAUGUUUUAAAAAUGUGGCCCGUUUCACCACAUUAAUAACUCGAGUCUCCGAUUUAAAGAUUGGACUGGAACCAGGCGUCUGAUGACACAGGGAAGCUCCAGCUGUGCUGCUUUUUUAAGUCUUGUUUGCUUUUCUACGCUCAUGAAGAACUGGCUGUGCACCUACUUAUUUAAACGAAAACAAUUUGAGACGAUGCAUCCUCUUAAGAAGUUUUACAAAUUCUAUCUUUAGUUGUUCAGGUAUAUGUUUCAACAGUGGAUGAUGUAAGUUAUGGCUUUGUAGAUUGGUUUGUUUUCCUCUCCAAAUGAGACACUAUUUGAAUUAAAACACAAAGAAGGUUGUUAUACUUGUGAAUUUUUAUCUGACAGUUAAUUGUGUUCAAAUGUUAGUGAAUAAAGGUUUCUUUCUCUA
This is a messenger RNA of Nothobranchius furzeri (turquoise killifish), 1861 nucleotides long. It is a transcript of the gene c1galt1c1, whose product is annotated as C1GALT1-specific chaperone 1. Lineage: Eukaryota; Metazoa; Chordata; Actinopteri; Cyprinodontiformes; Nothobranchiidae. The record is from RefSeq and is a predicted model, not a curated record. Gene Ontology annotation, molecular function: N-acetylgalactosaminide beta-1,3-galactosyltransferase activity.